AUGUCGCGCACAAAUGUUGACGUAUCUACCCAUACAGGGAAGCUAAUCCAAAAGAGCUCAAGUCAACUUGGCAUAAGUAAUUUGAGGAUUUUGCUGCCUAGCUUUGUUCAUAAUAAUGAAAGACUAGAAUUAGAAAGAUUUAUUUCGUUUUCAUUUUUAGCCGCCCAUGUGAAAGUAGGCCAUGCUGAGUUUCUCAAGCGCUACCAUCUCGGAGAGUGCUUUGGAGGGGGCGGAUUUGGUAGUGUGCACCGAGCGAAGCGGAUCUCUGAUAAUCGUGAAGUAAUAGCCAAAGAAGUCCUAACAAGCAAAGUUCCUUGUUGGUGUUUGGUGAGUUUUAACCUAUUUUGCAUUAGUAUCGUGUAUCGAAAUAACUCACUUGACAGUAGAAUCAUUCCGAUGGAAGUGGUUCUUCUUAAAAUGUGCCAACCAAUUCAAGGUACAGUCCGAUUUUUGGACGUUUUUGACCUCGGUCAAUCAUGGAUAAUUAUCAUGGACCGUGUCUCCGAUUGGACCUGUGAUAUGUUCGAUUUCAUCGGCGAGCGUGGAACUUUGCCCGAGCCUGAGGCGGCUUUCUACUUCUAUCAGCUUGCAGGAAUUCUCCUUUCCUGCCAUGAAGUGGGAGUUUUACACAGGGAUAUUAAAGACGAGAAUAUCCUGAUAAAUAGACGAAAUAAUGAGCUGGUCCUUAUAGACUUUGGCUCUGGAGCCCUCUUGCAAAAUGGGCUGUACAAUGAAUUUGAUGGUACACGUGUCUACUGUCCCCCUGAGUGGAUCUUACAUGGAAAAUAUCAUGGAAAGCCAGCUGAAAUUUGGUCACUUGGUGUUCUUCUUUAUGAUAUGUUAUGUGGCGAUAUUCCUUUCAUAAACGACAAAGGAAUAACCGGAGGCAAGCUUAAAUAUCGCAAAGAUAAUCUCAGUGCUGCUGCUAAAGAUCUAAUUGGGAGCUGCAUGAAUCUAGAUCCAGACAAACGACCCACGCUAGUCGACAUUCUUAUUCAUCCUUGGAUGGAGCGUCAUCGUCCCCCACUCUCUUCUAGACUUCCGCGUUCAGUAGCAGUUUCUCUAGCUAUUAUUGAGGCGCACAAAAACAAUCGCUCCAUUCGCCUGGUAAAACAAUCUUUCCCUCAGACUUCUAUUCAGUGUGACAGACUUACAUACCAGAACUCCGAUGAUCAAAUUGCUCCGAUUUCCGAUUCCUCAUCUGGUAUCCUCACAUGGCCGAAUAUCACCAUUUCCUCGCCCCCCAGUCCACUUCCUCCCUCCACACCCACUGGCUUUCCCUCUACGCCACUAAACCCUUGCCAAUUUCAACCCGAUUCCGAUAAGAAAGCAUUGGAUUCAACUUCUGUCCUCGCUGAAAUGGAGCCUCCUCAAACUGUAAAGUUCUGCUUGGUUCAGUCUGCCGAUCUGACAGAAGCCGACCAAUCUCUGAAUCAUCUAGUGGGAGUUGACAAUCUUUCACUUCCCGUCACUGGUCUAGCCUUGACUGACGAUGCGAAUAAUGUUGAAUUCCACAGUCAAUCACAGACCUCCGAUUCUACCGGGUUUGCUCUUGGUAUUUGCGAAAACCUAAAUGAACCUUGUUCACGCGGCCAAAUCGAUCAUAAACUGGUCGAACUCAAAGCCGAUGAAUUCUCCGUUAUCCCGACUCAUACGACUGCUCCGGCUAUCCCUGUUACUGUUCUUUCUUGCCCAAUCUCAAGGAUACACUCCAAUGGAUCGAAUGCCAGCUCUGGUUAUUACUCUCGUUCUGAUUCCCUCUCCUCAACGGAGGGAAAGAAGUUUGCCCCGACAGCUAGUGGCGGUGUUUGUUCUAGCAUUGCUGAUUGUUCUGUCAGUAAUGUAGUGACCAUGACAACCAGCCAUUCCGGGUCCAUUGCACCCUCUACUGGCGUAUAUGCAGCGCAUUCUACCAUUAAGACAGCCGGGGUCACUAUAAUGUCUACUGGGUCCUCUACUUGUUCUCCAGCAUACCUCCCUGGUUUCAACUUGUCUGGUCAUUCUAUAUCUGCUAGCGCGUCUUUGGGUAAGACCUCUGGUACCACGACCAGCACCACCACUUCUCUCACAGGCAGUAUUGUUCAUGCCACCUCCUUAGCAAGUAUUUCUAUUGGCUCUGACUGGAGAAGAUCUGGAGAAGCAAACAAGUCAUCUAGCUCCACUUCCUCCCUUUCCUUCCCUUGUCCUGCCACUUCUCUGAAUUCAGUUCAGUUCCAAAUAGGAAAUAAUUCAUCGCCGCUUACAUCUGGAGUUGAGAUUAAUGCUGCUUUGCAGUCUGAAGUGUCGGGACUAUCGUCAAAUUUAUUUCAUUCAUCUUCUGCAUCUCUCGAAGCAAAACAACAUAUCCAUCACGGAGACGUAACGCAGCCUGCAUACAUGUCUACUGGACCAGUUGCAGGUCAAACCGGCUCUUCAACUUCUGCAUCAUCAGCGCUUCUAUCGACGUCCAUUUCUUCGGCUGUACAAUCUGGCAAUAUCUUCAAAUCAUCAAGUGGAGUCAACUUGGUUGAUGAUUUUACGCAUAUGCUUACUUCUCAAACAAUUGGUACGCCCAAUAGCCUAGCAUACGAAGGGCUUACUCAUGACUCUUGUGUAUACCGCACCGUUCCAAACGAUGCCCCA
Molecule: messenger RNA, 2622 nt
Organism: Protopolystoma xenopodis
Lineage: Eukaryota; Metazoa; Platyhelminthes; Monogenea; Polystomatidea; Polystomatidae
Source: the annotation of a GenBank genome assembly